UGAAAAGCUUUUUGAUAUUUGUAGAAUUCCAACAAUGCUGAUGGGAAAGUUAUCCUUAGGAAAGAGUUGGGAUUUGUUGGUGCAACUUCCAUCGUUGUUGGAUCCAUCAUAGGUUCAGGGAUAUUUAUCUCCCCGAAAGGUGUUCUCGAAAAUACAGGUUCUAUUGGACUAUGUCUCGUUGUGUGGACUGUGGCUGGAGUAAUCUCUCUUGGGAGUGGUUUGUGCUAUGCGGAACUUGGAGCAAUGAUUGGAGUCUCCGGUGGAGCUUAUACUUAUAUAAGAAUGGGAAUGGGAAACGUCAUGGCCUUUAUAUAUGUAGCAAAAGAACUUUUAGUUCGAAACUCCAUCGGUCUUCUGGUCAUGCUACUGACAUUCUCCAAGUAUUUGGUCUCCAUGUUACCGACGUGUGGCUCACCUCAACAUUUGGAGAAGAUGAUCGCAGCUCUAACUUUAGUGUUCUUGUUCCUGGUCAACAGUUACAGCUCAAAGCUGGCUACCAGGGUUUCAGUUCUGACCACUCUCGGCAAAGUGGCUGCACUGUUGGUCAUCUGUGUUGGUGGCGUGGUUGCAAUGGUGCAAGGGGUUACCAGUGAGCUGCCCAGUGGAUUUAGUGGUACAAAAAGUGAUGCCACCCCCAUCGCAAUGGCUUUUUACAACGCCCUGUGGGCAUACGGCGGGGCAUCAUUUCUAAAUUGUCUUGUGGAAGAAGUGAAGUCCCCUGACAAAAAUGUCCCUAAGUCCAUUGUGAUGGGCACUGUGCUUGUUAUUUUUAUCUAUGUUAUGACCAAUGUGUCCUACUUAGCUGUGAUGACCAGGUCUGAACUGCUCCAAUCAGAUGCGGUGGCUGCCUUGUUUGCUGACAGAGUGUUACGCAAUUUCUCAUUGUUGAUUCCAGUGGCUGUCAUGAUAUCAACACUUGGAGCGACCAACAACUCCAUGUUCGGAUAUAGCAGGGUUACUUUCGCGGCAGCCAGGGACGGCAACCUACCCGAUUGUCUCAGUUAUGUUCAUAUUACACAGUUCACUCCCUUUGCUGCAUUAGCUUUAACAGUCACUUUGACUUUACUGUACCUGAUACCUGCUGACCUUGGAGAGUUUAUAAACUUAGGUGGCUUUCUGGAUGCUUUUUUCGAGGCAUGCGUUUUCUUGUCUAUGAUACGGUUCCGUUUACAGACCAUGAAAGAUGCUCACAGGCCUGUUAAGAUUCCUCUAGUCAUACCAAUACUGAUGUUUCUAAUCAAUGUGUACUUGUUUAUCGCCCCUGUCAUCAUUGAGCCAAGUCUCCAGUACAUCUAUGUGGCAAUCAGUAUUCCGGCUUUGUCAAUCUUACUUUACGUUCCUUUGGUCUACUUUCAAAUCAAGAUACCUUUCCACGACGAGAUUGUGACAAGGGUGCAGCUGAUUUUUGAACUGUGUCCUCCAACCCAGGAGAAGUUCUAAGUUACAAUAAAAAAUAAAAUUUCAAAGUAAAGUCA
Molecule: messenger RNA, 1475 nt
Organism: Biomphalaria glabrata
Lineage: Eukaryota; Metazoa; Mollusca; Gastropoda; Planorbidae
Product: b(0,+)-type amino acid transporter 1-like
Exons: 13
Coding region: 244-1440 (398 amino acids)
Biological process (GO): amino acid transmembrane transport
Cellular component (GO): membrane
Molecular function (GO): L-amino acid transmembrane transporter activity
Source: RefSeq, a predicted model, not a curated record